Rhodofomes roseus is the source of this 734-nucleotide messenger RNA. RefSeq lists its product as uncharacterized. The coding region runs from base 109 to 606 and encodes 165 amino acids. The transcript has 2 exons. The record is from RefSeq and is a predicted model, not a curated record. NCBI's taxonomy places the organism in Eukaryota, Fungi, Basidiomycota, Agaricomycetes, Polyporales, Fomitopsidaceae.
ACGCAUGAUGGCUGGGGAUAGUAGUGAAAACGCGUUCUCACUACCGGUUCAGCCACAGUAUUGGAUGGUGAGUCGUCUCUCAGGCUGCGUCAGGUUACUCUAAGGCUUAUGGCGCAUCCGAGCGAGAGUCAUUGUCUCUGCGGUCCCCAGACUUCGGGCUAUGGCGUCUCGCCCUCAAUGAGCGGGUUUUCUGCGGCGUCCAGGAUCCCGAGAAUAUUUUAUACAGAGCCCGUGCCGCUCAAGAGACUCCGUCGUAGAAGCGCCGAGUGCACUUCAAGUUGUCAAGGACGGAGAUGUGCCCUGAGCAAUCACCGACGAGUAUCAGUGGCGCAUACUCCGGCCGGCUGGUUCGCCGGGUCAGGGCACUCGGUCAGUCGAGUCUUGGGAGUGAAGUGCUCAUCCUUUUAUUCUCUAGGUAGUGCCGACUGGCCGGUGCGGGCGAGACGGGCUGGAGACGCCAGGGCGGUCAAAGUCUCCGGGGCUCUAUUUGACUCGUGUUGCUUCUUCGACGCGGCAUGUCAUAGACGGAUGCCAUCGCGCGUCACUAGAUGUCACUGCCUGACACUCGGUGGUCUCCGUGACGUGACGCGGUCGAGGUUCCCCUGAUAUGGAAGGACCCCUGCUUGAUACGGAAGAUGUGCUCGCGCAGAGGCGCCCCACCUCGGCACAAACUGAGCGAUGAAGGGCCGUUGACGGCUUCCGAUCUGUCUGUGGCCGAAAUUUCUCAGCAUAUA